Messenger RNA from Cooperia oncophora, 984 nucleotides. Lineage: Eukaryota; Metazoa; Nematoda; Chromadorea; Rhabditida; Trichostrongylidae. The record is from the annotation of a GenBank genome assembly.
AUGAGGGAUCGAUUGGCCGACUUCCAACAACGAGUGGUCACGGAUCGCUUCGAGGAAGUCGAACUCGGACCCACAGAUGUCACAGCUGUACCGCUAGCCAGUGCCUUGGAUUCGCGUAUAAUUUUUCUACGAAGGCUUCUGGAUGAACUUCAGUCGGAAAUCGAAUCUCUACAUCGGAAACAACAACACAUACUGUCUUUAGCUAUAGCUGACCCCAAAGAGAAGGAUGUACUCGAAGAUCAAAUCAGCAAAAUCCGUCGGAAAACCUUCGACUUACGUAAAAUGGUUAAUGAAGUCGACAACGAGUUCAGCGAGUUCGCCAGAGUGUGUCCAUCACAAGGAGAGGUUCGAAUUCGGAAGAAUCAGAUAGACCUAAUCCGCAAGAAAUUACGCGACGUCAUUAUCCGUUUCAAUGAAACUCAUGCAGACUAUCGAUCAAGGGUCUCAGUUCGAGUACGACGCCAGUUACGAGCAGUUGGCGAGAAUAUCACGGAGGAAGAGGCUGACAAAAUUAUCAACUCGGCCGGUCGUGAUGAGGGAAGGUCAGAAGUAACAGUCAGAAACGCCUUGGAUAAGACACUCGUCCUAGAGCAUUGCGCGAUUCGAGUACGACGCCAGUUACGAGCAGUUGGCGAGAAUAUCACGGAGGAAGAGGCUGACAAAAUUAUCAACUCGGCCGGUCGUGAUGAGUUAUUCUUCCGUGAAGUGAAUCCACUUUCGGUCUCUGCCAGAGCUGCAUUAACCGACGUCAAGCGACGCCACAACGAAAUCGUUGAACUCGAAAAGAGUAUACAAGAAAUGCAGGAGAUAUUUAUCGACUUGCAAAAUCUUACUGAAGGCGAUAUUGUGGACAACAUAGAGCGCAACGUGGACACUACGAAGGUACACGUAGAAGAGGGGGCACGAAAACUCAAAGUCGGAUUGGAAUACAAGAAAAGCGCCACUCGGAAGAAGGUCAGUUUUGCUUACAUCUCUUCAAAAUAG